AUGCUUGUUAGCUCGUGUCAGUUUGUGGGCCAGGUGGUCCAUUGCUCUCUUGACUACCUGGGAAUGGAUGUCCACGUCACAGGCAUCGUGAAUCUGUGCAAUGAUCCUCUCGACUUUACCUUUGUGGUUAAGGUAUCAGACCCCCCAGUUAGGUGGGAGCACAGCUUUGCAGUGAGCAACAUUGAUGAGACAGUCCCUAUUCAGGGGUUGAAUUCCUCCGAGUCGAGUCUCACUCUCCGCAUCGCCUUCAGCACCAAUGACUCUUCCUUGUCUUUGCACAAUAGCUCCAGCAGCCAGACCAUCUUUGUUUAUGGGUACUUGGAAGGGGGGAGAGGAGCACGGAAGAACCCCCCUUACCCGCCAUUUCUCAACUCGAGUGUCUCUCUUGUUCGAGACCCAGAGUGCCACAAGAAUCUCCUCAAGUCCCCCCAGUCUGCUGCUCAAGUCAUUGCAGUGAUCUCCUUAUCCCUGUUCAUGGUGGCACUGGUCACAGGCCUUCUGAUCUACAUUUAUUGCCAAAGACGUAGGAAGGCCAGCGACAUGGCCUCACUGGCUGCAUCGUUCUCCACCACUGCCCCCUCCAUCAAUGGAGCUGUGCCUUAUCAGGAGGAGCCGAAGGUGACACUGAGUGUGGGAGAUGUGAAGCUGAAGAUGAAGGAGGAUGGUUCGAAAUCAAGACCCAUGGAUGCAAGUCUUGUCAUAGAGAAUCCAAAUGCUGCCACUAGGAGGAGUGAUUCUCGUCCUGAUGCCUCUCGAGGUGCUAUUCCCAAACGACCAAGAAACAGAGGUGCAGCCACUGAGAACUCAGUGAAUUCACAGCCUGUAGCUUGAUGGCAAUGCAGGGGAGGAGGAAAAACGUGGAAGAUUGAGAGAGAACUAAGCCCUCAUCUCUCUGUGAUAUACUCUACUUUCUGAUCCGUCCAUUUGUUGUUUUGUCUUCCAAUGCCAAAGAUUCCCUCCCUUCCCUCAUGCAUUUUCUUUUUAUGCACAAAUUUCUCUUUUUCUUAUCCUGCUG
Darwinula stevensoni is the source of this 1015-nucleotide messenger RNA. The record is from the annotation of a GenBank genome assembly. NCBI's taxonomy places the organism in Eukaryota, Metazoa, Arthropoda, Ostracoda, Podocopida, Darwinulidae.